Messenger RNA from Bombus huntii, 3520 nucleotides. It is a transcript of the gene Capr, whose product is annotated as caprin homolog. NCBI's taxonomy places the organism in Eukaryota, Metazoa, Arthropoda, Insecta, Hymenoptera, Apidae. The record is from RefSeq and is a predicted model, not a curated record. Gene Ontology annotation, cellular component: cytoplasm. The transcript is spliced from 6 exons. Bases 55 to 2037 code for a protein of 660 amino acids. Gene Ontology annotation, molecular function: RNA binding.
CCCGCAACUCCGUUACUAUUCUGAUUUCCAGUUCGCGUUUGUUGCCCGUGAAGGAUGCCUUCUGCCAACCCUAAACUAGAAAAACAGGCCUCUACGGAGACCGUAGAACCUAUACGCCAAGCAAUUAUCGUUAUCGAGCAUAAGAUACGGAAUCUUGAAAAGCGUAAGGGAAAAUUAGAAUCAUAUAGGGAUCUGCAGAAGAAUGGAAGGGAACUAAAUGCAGAUCAGAAAACAGCAGUAGCCAAAUAUGACGAGGUGUUACAAACGUUGGAUAUUACGAAGGAACUGUAUAAGCAAAUUGUUGGAAUUGCACAUGAUGCGGUCAAACAGCAAAAAAAGUUGGCAAGGAAGGAAGCUAUUGAAAGAAUGCAACAAGAUAUUGCAAAGGUGAGAGAAGUUCUUCUUAUACAAGAUGCACUAAUGAACAUGGGUACAGAAUCUGUUAGAGAAGAUUUUCUUGCUGGGAAAAAUGGAGCUGUAAAAUUAUCAGAAGAGGAUUUAAAAUAUUUAGACAGCUUGUAUAAUGAAGUUAUGAUGAAACAUCAUAGAGAAGAAAGUGAACCAACAUUCCUUCAACAAGUGCAGAAAGUAGCAGAACAUUAUGUAGCCAUUGUUGAUGGAAAACAAAGAGAGGUUGUUGGUACAACUUAUAACAAACUAAAGGAAAUUAUUACUUCCAUUAAUCAGUGUGGCUAUUUUGAUCAAGUUCAUGAAACUGAAGCUGUAGUAGAAGAAGUUACAGAGGCAGUUGCAGAAACACAAAUAUCUGAAACACCUGUGCAAGAUCAAGUCAAUGAAGAAUAUAAUACCAAUGACAGACACAUUCCACCUGAAUCCAUGAUUCCAAUUCCUAACUUCCCAGUACAAGUCGCUCCGCUCCCUGUUGUUUCUGGCACUACACCAGUUUCUGGUCCCAUUCCUGUAGUUGCACAACCCAUUCCACAUCCAGCUGCACCAGUUGAAACAUCUUACUACACAAAUGCAACAGGAUUUGUUCCACAACCGCAACCACAACAAGCCCAACAAGCUCAACAACAACCACCACAAGCUCCUAGAAUUAAUGACGUUAUAGGCACACCAAAUUUCUUUUUCUUGCAAGAAUCCGAACUUGAUUCACCAGAUGUUACAUCACAAGCACCGAUUGUUUCACACAUUCCUGCUGCUGUUAACACACCUAUUCCUUCGCAGACAUUUACAAAUCAAAACUUUGCAAAUGCACCGGUAGUAGCACAGCCAGUCAUAUAUCAACAUCAACCACCACAGGAUAUGUCCCACAUUCCUGGAUUUGCUAAUCCUAACCCACCUCCACCUAUUCCAAUGCCACCCUCUCAUCAGCAACCAAAUAUGCAGUACAGUCCUCAGCAUCCUACUAAUUUUCAACAGCAACCCCAACAACAGCAGCAGCAACAACCACAGCAACAAGCUCCUUCACAACAGAUAACACAACAAGCGCAAAACCAGAAUUUUGAGCAUCAACAAGAAAGCCAACAACAAUCUGCUGAAGAAAAAGUUGAAGAAAAUCAAGAUGAAACAACAACAGCACCAGAAUCAGAAAUUGAACAACCUACUGAAUCUGUUGAUUGGUGCCAGAUGGCUGAAACUAACGAUUGGAAUCAGACAGAUCAAUCACAACAAUCUGCUCAAGAUUCACAACAGACACAACAACAAACAUCUCAGCAAACUUGGGGUGAUCAACAACGUAGUGGAUAUAGAGGUAGAGGUGGAAGAAGAGGCAAUUCUAAUGGUUACAAUGGAAGAGGUAGGGGCGGUUAUCAACAAAAUGGACGCGGAGGACAAGGAACAUACUAUCGUAAUGAUAGCAACUAUCAAAAUGGUUAUCAACAACGAUCUUGGGGAAAUAGCGAGGGAAAUAGCGGUUAUAAUUCUGGUUAUAAAAGAGGUGGUGGCGGAUCAAGAGGUGGAGGUCCACGAGGUGAGCGUGGUAUGGAUAGAGGUGGUCGAGGACAGUUUCGCGGCCAAAGGGGUGGGAAUCGUGGCGGUUAUGCGCCUCGUGGUAAACCCCAUACGCAGCAGUAAUAAAAAUGCGAUAGAAUAAUACACAGUGAAACAAAUAAUGUUGUAAGAUCAUAAUUCAAUUGUCUAUUUACGAAAAAACCUAAGUCGUAUCCUUAAUACGUACAAAUACUUUGAAAAAAUAAUGCACCGAAUCGUAUACACGAAUUUUAGUAUGUAAAGUAGCAAUUUCAACGUUCCAGAUCAUUAUUUGAUAGACCUUGUAAAUGAUUAAUUAAUUAUAUUCAUACAUAUUAAGUAAAUAAUAUUAAGUAAAAAUAUUGAUACUUAUAUAAGUUUACAUUUUUAAAAUAUUGCAUUUAAUUGAUGUGAUAAGAAAGAUUGAUUUUGGGAAAAAGAUAUUUUGGUACAUUUGUUUGCGGCUUAGGAUAUUUCCUAAAUGAGACAUUGAAUACAAAAAUUUUGCAUUUGAAUUUGGUAUCCACAAUUAUCAAAAGAAAGAUCUAUUAACAUUAAUGAAAAAGUUAUGCAGACGUAACAUUGUGAUAUAAGAAAAGAUCAACCAAAUUUAGAAGCGUGAACCCACCAUGCAAGUAUUAUUGUGUUGUGACAGAAGGCAGUUUUCACAGGGCAACAACAGCUGAUCAACAAAGAUUAGAAAAAUAAUUUUAUUAUAAAAAAUAUAAAAAAAAUGAGAACUCAUACAAGCAUUUCACGCAAAGACACAAGGAUGUAUUUAACGAAUAACGUUAAAAUGAUUACACAAAUAGAUGAACUGCACGACCAUCUCUUUGUCUUGCGGCGCAUCGUUCUAGAGAAUUUUUUAAGAUACCAGAAAAAAGAGGAUACAGUGAGCAAUGCCUUCUAGUGCUAUAUAUCUUCUUGACUUCAUAUUCCAUUUUCGGUCUAUGAAUCUGUGAAGUAUUUAGAAAGUUAAAGUUGUCGAGAUUUAGUAGUUGGGAAAAUGAAAGAUUAACGUAAUACAUGAAUACACAAAAAUGUUUUUCAUGAAACGUGUUUCAUGAUUGCUACUAAUUACGUCGCUCCCUCUUCUGUUUUUUCUGUGUGAUUCCAAAAUUCUAUACGGUCGCCUACGCAGCUGGCCAAGUAAAAGAGAUUGCAGUGCAAUGUCAAGUUUAUGAAGCAACAUUACCUGAUUUUUUUAUCGCAAAAUAUAUAUGAUUAUUUUUAAAAAUAAAAAAAAGCGAUAGUGCGGAGCUUUAGCAUGUAAGUUGAGUGUACAAUUACUGACUAGAGGCAAAGAAAGCGCAUUUGAAGAGUGCGCUAUUGACAAAAGCCACGCUCACACCGCCAAACACGUGAUGAGGAGUACCGUAUUGUAUUUCGUUUGUAUAUUUGUGUUUAAUCACCUCCAUCUACAGUUAUGUUCAACUAUCCUAUGAAUACCUAUGUAUCUUCCAAAUAAAGAUCUAAUUCAACCCUGCUAACUAGCCUACCUAUCGUACUCAUUGUCAACAUGAGAAUCGUUUCAUUCUUCAGCUUGUUCUCAAAUAAAAAAAUCGAAUAAAGUAUUUGAUUAAUCAUA